AUGAAACCGAGGCCGUGCGGUGAGGACUAUAUGAUCAUGCCAAUAAGAGUGCAUGACAACGGCGGAGGAUUCGAAGCCGGUGAUAACGGCGGCGGCGGUGAGGAGAAGAUGAGUAGUAGUGAGGAAAUGUCGACACCAAUGGCGGUUCCUGUAAAUUAUCAGUCGAGAACCCCUGCAUCGAGGACUAGUGAGCUCACCAUCUCCUUUGAAGGGGAAGUUUAUGUUUUUCCCGCCGUCACUCCUGAAAAGGUGCAAGCAGUGUUGUUACUAUUGGGUGGCCAAGAAAUGCCUAGUAGUGCACCAAGCUCAGAAUUUCUGUCACGACAGAAUGGCAAGGCUGUAGAUGAUGGUUUGAGUCCUCCUACUGUUUCUCGGAGAAUUGCAUCUCUGGUUAGAUUCCGUGAGAAGCGGAAAGAGAGAUGCUUUGAGAAGAAGAUUAGGUACUCUUGCCGAAAAGAAGUUGCUCAGAGGAUGCACCGUAAAAAUGGCCAAUUUGCCUCUGUAAAAGAGAGUCCCAAAACAUCGAAUGAUAUUUGGGUUUCAAGCCACGACACUUCUCGUGCAGAACCAGUGUUACGUAGAUGUCUACAUUGUGGGGUUACUGAAAAUUCUACGCCAGCAAUGCGGCGGGGGCCAGCAGGUCCUAGAACUUUAUGCAAUGCCUGUGGAUUGAUGUGGGCAAACAAGGGAACUCUGAGGGAUCUUACAAAGGGACAGAAGCAUGUAUCAUUUGAUCAAAGUGAUCCAGAAACUCCUGAGAUCAAGCCUGCAGCCAGUGAACCUGAAAGUUCCUGUCACAACCAGGACGAGGAGAGAACCCCAGAGGAGACACAACCUGCACUAUUGGAGUCUGCAAAGUUUUCAAUUAGACCAACUGCGCAGGGCUUAAUGGAAACUACUGAAGGGAUUACUGAAGAUUCCUCCAUUGGAAUAGGAAAUUCUUCGGUCAACCUUGACGAACAGGAAACAAUUGAAGAACUUGCAAAUGUCUCUGGCACAGAAUUUGAUAUUCCAGCAAACUUCUGUGAGCAGGUUGAUGUCGAUUCACAUAUGGAUACUGACUGGCCAGGGACAUGA
Fraxinus pennsylvanica is the source of this 1077-nucleotide messenger RNA. The record is from the annotation of a GenBank genome assembly. NCBI's taxonomy places the organism in Eukaryota, Viridiplantae, Streptophyta, Magnoliopsida, Lamiales, Oleaceae.